UCUACCGAUCCCAUAGGCCAUAGAUUACGUAGAGAUUUGUUAAAGACUUUCAAAUUGGUGAUCUCGAGAAGAGAGUCAAAGGCAGGAGCCGACCGCCGCGAGCUAUGAAGGGUAGGCGGAGAGAGAGAACUGGUUGUAAAGCGUGAAUCAGUAAGAGCAUUGAGCAACAUAAUUUCCACACUUAACUGGUGAAAACCUCUUUAGCAAAAGAGAGAGAGAGAGAGACAGUGCCUUCGUUGGUGCUGGCGACAAGCGAAACUGGACGGUCAAAGUUCUUGUUUGGCCUCCGAAUCACUCCAUUUCCUUUUGUCCAAGCAAAAGCCAGGAUGACGACCCAAUGUCAAAAGCGACACUCCUCCUCCUAAAAACGCAUCUUCCGGACAAGGACAAGAGAGCUGCAUUUCCCAUUUUAACAAAGCAGACAAGAAGCCCCCUAAAGAUGCUUCCUUUGAAGCUCGUCCGCUCCCUCGUCCUCGGCGAAUCCAUCAGCAGCACCCUGUCCCGUUCCCACAGCCGCCGCGAAAGCUCCCUCUCCGACGGCUGCAGCGACGAGGAAGGGGACGGCGACGGCGACGGCGACGGCGACGGCGAGGUGCGAGAAAGACCCCCCGGAUCAAGAUCGAGGAGGAGGAGGAGGAGAGCCAGAGCAAGAGCCGUGGCCGGAUCAAGAACGCCGCUCCUCCUCUUCCUCCCCACCCGAGAGCUCAUCACCGACACCUACACGCUGGCCCACAUCGCCCGCGACAUGGGCAUGGACCUUCACCCCACCCCCUCGCUCUCCCACCUCGUCUUCACCUUCCCCUCGCCGUCCCCGUCCCCGUCGCCGUCGCCGUCGUCCUCCUCCACGUCCCCGCUGUCGUCAUUCCCGUCCUCGUGGUCGUCCACGUCCCUCACCCCCUCCGCGUUCCUGUUCCCCAACGACGCCGUCUCCCUCCCCUUCCCGGCCCUCUCCUCCGCCUCCGUCUCCGCCCUCCGCUCCUUCGUCGCCCUCUCCAAGGGCCUCUUCAAGCUCGUGUUCGUGAGGCUGGGCCUCGCCGGCGGCGAGCCGGCGCACGACGGCGCUGUGAACUGGGACUGCUGCUCGGCCGCCCUGUUCUCGCGGGUCGGCGGCGAGCGGAUCGACACGAUGGAUGGGUUCUCGAGGACGCUGGCUGGGCACGGGUGGACCCUCUUCAAGACCCGGAAGAACCCGGAUCCGGGCGGGGCCAACGGUAAGUGGAACAGCAAUAGCUCUGUGUACUUGUUUAGGAAGGUGGAUUUGAACCGGGUCCGGAUGCGGCGGGCGGGUCGGGCCCCGGAUGAGAGGAAUGCGGGUGGGGAUUGUAGAGUCAGAGAGUUGAGAUUGCCACCUCUGGAUUUUGGGAAUGCGCCGCUCAGGAUUCUGCAGUAUGUUCUUCUCAUGACUGACGAUAUCUUCUACCUCGCUUAGAACAGGUCCAUGUCCAUCCUCCAAAUCCUGUGUUCAGCAAACAAAUUCUCUAGCAGGAGUCGGCCACAUGUCACUCAUGAGAAGUGAAUGGCAUGCAUGGCCUAUGGUGCGACCUAUUUUGCCUGCCAUCUUUUACAUAGUCGAGGUGCUGUCUCUCGUAACAUGAAGAUGCCUUCCUUCAGCGUCUCCUCUUCUCUCCUCUCUUCCUCAUACAAGAUCUUGUCAAUGUCUAUGCCCUCCAAUAUCUGCAAGAAUGCAUCGGAGUUUCGAGCAAGCAUCUUUACUCGGUGAUGGCUACAACUGCGUGCAAGGUUCUCACUCAUGUGUACUUUUGACGAUGCAAGAAGCACUAACCCUUUCUCUUUUGGACACUGAACUCAAUGGCUAGGCGAUCGGCAAUUUUGAUAGUAUCUUACCAAGUAGAGAGGAUAGAGCCAUUUCUAAGAUUAUACGAACCUUAUGCUACUUUCAGGCCAUGCUGGACUUUGCUAACAUAUUCCCCCAGUUGUAAAUACCAACGUUUUGAAGCUUUUCUUUGUGCAACGCCACCAUGCUGAAUCGCUGAUAGCUUGUUCUUACUCUGAAGUGAGCAAAACUGUACAGUCUCUCUCUGUC
Messenger RNA from Eucalyptus grandis, 2044 nucleotides. RefSeq lists its product as uncharacterized. The transcript is spliced from 2 exons. The record is from RefSeq and is a predicted model, not a curated record. NCBI's taxonomy places the organism in Eukaryota, Viridiplantae, Streptophyta, Magnoliopsida, Myrtales, Myrtaceae. Bases 338 to 1429 code for a protein of 363 amino acids.